Molecule: messenger RNA, 327 nt
Organism: Pocillopora meandrina
Lineage: Eukaryota; Metazoa; Cnidaria; Anthozoa; Scleractinia; Pocilloporidae
Source: the annotation of a GenBank genome assembly
UUAGAUUCUGAAGCUUGUGGAAUUGGAUGGAAGUUUUUUAACACAUCCUGCUACAAAAUAUCCAGUCGCUCGAAAACAUGGGAGGAAGGUCUGGCGGAUUGUAAUUCUAUGAAUGCAGAUCUUGUUGUGAUAAAAAGCCAAGAGGAAAUGGAUUUUAUUUACAAUUUAUUUGUAAAGCCUCUGCAGUCCAGGAACGCUUGGAUCGGGCUUAAUUUUAAAGGUGGCUCAUUUCUUUGGAUUGAUGGUACUAAAGUGACGUACAGAAAUUGGAAUAUCAGGGAGCCAAACAACGUUAAGGCGUUGAACACUGUGUGGAGACUUUGGUAA